Molecule: messenger RNA, 1586 nt
Organism: Oryza sativa Japonica Group (Japanese rice)
Lineage: Eukaryota; Viridiplantae; Streptophyta; Magnoliopsida; Poales; Poaceae
Product: acetyl-CoA acetyltransferase 2
Cellular component (GO): mitochondrion
Molecular function (GO): acyltransferase activity, transferring groups other than amino-acyl groups
Source: RefSeq, a predicted model, not a curated record
UUCACCUCUCCACGUCUCCACGCCGUCGUCGUCGACCUCACCGGCGGCUGCCUCCCUACCCCCACCUACUCCGGCGGCGGCGCGGCGGAGAAGCACAUCACAUCAUGGCUCCUCCUCCGCACUCGGACUCUGACCUGCUCAAGCCGAGAGACGUCUGCAUCGUGGGCGUCGCCCGCACGCCCAUCGGCGCCCUGCUCGGCUCCCUCUCCUCCCUCCCCGCCACCAAGCUCGGCUCCGUCGCCAUCCAGGCCGCUCUCAGGAGAGCAAAUGUGGAGCCGGCGCUCGUGCAGGAGGUCUUCAUGGGGAACGUUCUCAGCGCCAACCUUGGCCAAGCCCCGGCGAGGCAAGCCGCCCUAGGCGCCGGCUUGCCCGACACUGUGCCCUGCACCACCGUCAACAAAGUUUGCUCCUCGGGGAUGAAGGCUGUCAUGCUUGCGGCGCAGACUAUUCAGCUUGGGAUGCAUGAUGUUGUUGUCGCUGGUGGGAUGGAGAGCAUGUCCAAUGCCCCCAAAUAUGUCGCGGCAGCAAGACGGGGGUCACGGUUUGGGCACGACGUCCUCAUCGAUGGGAUGCUCAAGGAUGGGCUGUGGGAUGUGUAUAAUGAUUUCCCAAUGGGAAUGUGUGCCGAGUUGUGUGCGGAUCAACACUCCAUUUCAAGGGAGGAGCAGGAUCUUUAUGCUAUCCAGAGCAAUGAACGUGCAAUAGCAGCUCGUGAUAGCGGCACAUUUUCUUGGGAAAUUGCUCCGGUUGAAAUUUCUUCCGGUAGAGGGAAACCACCACUUAUUGUUGACAAGGAUGAGAGUCUUGCAAAGUUCAAUUCAGCGAAGCUGAGGAAACUUGGGCCGACUUUCAAGAAGAAUGGUUCUGUAACUGCCGGCAAUUCUUCUAGUAUAAGUGAUGGUGCUGCUGCAAUCGUGCUAGUCAGUGGACAGAAAGCCAAGAGUCUUGGCCUUCAAGUUAUUGCAAGGAUCAGAGGGUAUGCGGAUGCUGCUCAGGCACCUGAAUUAUUUACAACUACUCCAGCUCUUGCUAUUCCAAAGGCUGUAUCAAAUGCGGGUCUCCAAACUUCACAAAUAGAUUAUUAUGAGAUAAACGAAGCUUUCUCCGUCGUUGCUUUAGCCAACCAGAAGCUUCUUGGUAUUCCUUCGGGAAAGCUUAACCUAAGUGGUGGUGGUGUUUCUCUGGGCCAUCCUAUUGGUUGCAGUGGUGCGAGAAUCAUAGUCACUUUGCUCGGGAUUCUUAGACAUAAAAAUGGAAAGAUUGGGGUUGCUGGAGUUUGCAAUGGAGGUGGUGGUGCUUCUGCCCUUGUUGUGGAACUCAUGCAACCAUCACUAUUUACACGUUCCUCGUUGUGAAGUUGGCGCGAGCAAAAAUAGCACAAAGCUGAACUGUAAAGUACAGUAGCUCUAUGUUUUCAUCUUAUAUUACUUAAUUUUACUGGGCGUUCAUCCAUGAUGUACAAUGAUAGAAGGAACGUUGUAAAAAUAAGAUGGCUGUGCACUACCGCACGAGUCUUGUAUAACUUGUAUAGCGGCCAUAGCAAUAAUAAGGGAAAAGAAGGCCAGAGGAAUACUUUGCAUUCUCUU